ACUCAGACAAACCACCACCAAAAAAUUAGCCCAAAUCCCAAGCAAAAUGUUCGCCAAAAUUAUGCUCGUUGCUCUGUGCGUGGCUGGCGCCCAGGCGGGUCUUCUGCCCUUUGCCGCUGCACCUGUUGCUCCACUGGCCGCCGCUGGCGUUGUGGCGCCCUAUGCCUCCAGCUUCAAUGCCCAUCGGAUUAAUCAUGCUGUGGCCUACCCGGUAGCACCACCAGUGGCACCCGUUGCUUUGGCUGCGCCAGUGCCAGCGCCAGUUGCUUUUGCUGCACCACCCAAGGUGGCUUUUGCUGCUCCUGCCUUGGCACCAGCUCCAGUUCCAGUGCCGGCUGCGCUGCCCGCUCCGGUCGCUGCUCCUCUGGCUGCACCGCUGCCCGCACCACUAGCAACGCCUUUCGGCUUUGCUGCGCCCGCGCCUUUGGCCUUUGCUGCGCCCACCAGAUUUGGUCUGCCAGCUGCUGCACCUUUCGCUGCCCCCGUACCGGCUCCUCUGGCCGUGGCACCCAGGUUCGCGCCCGCGCCCUACUUCUUCUAGAUGUGAUCCUGUAAAAACAACCUAGACUAAGCCCAACACACACUCACUUAGACCAAACUACACACUAGAAAGCAAAAUGCUUGGCGAAUAAAUUGUAAAUUCACUUUA
Molecule: messenger RNA, 649 nt
Organism: Drosophila virilis
Lineage: Eukaryota; Metazoa; Arthropoda; Insecta; Diptera; Drosophilidae
Product: cyclin-dependent kinase inhibitor 1C
Source: RefSeq, a predicted model, not a curated record